AUGGCCGAUGCUCAAACUGCGUCGUUCUUUGCUGUGUUUCAAGAAAUUGGUAUUGGCUUUGAGGAAACUCAAGUCCUCUUCUCCAACAACCCUGACCUAACCUCUGCGUCUAUAGAAUCAUUGCGCGCCCGCCUUCUCUGUCUACGCUCUCUCGACUUGGACCCUCUCGCUCUCGGCAAAUUAAUCACAAAGCGCCCAACUGUCCUAACAGACAACGAAAUUGACCCUUUGUUAACCUUCCUUCGAGACGAAUUGCAAGGAAAACUCCAGAAACAGCGACUGAAUCGCCUCUUAACAAAAAUUAUUGUGAACUUGCCAAAGGUCUUGUGUGGCAGGUCGGUUGAUGAAAUCGAUAGAACCUUAGCUUUCCUAGAACCCUUUGGUGGCAUUGCUUUGAUUUUGAAACGCCCUCAAAUUUUGAACCAUGAUUUGGAUGCUCAAAUUAUUCCUAGGGUCAAUGUUCUGAUGGAGCUUAGUGACGGAGAUGCGGAUAGUGUUGGGAAAGUGCUGGUUAGGUUUCCCAUUUUUUUGAGCUAUAGUGUGGAACAUGUGGAGGGGCAUGUAGGGUUUUUGAGUUCUUUUGCUGAGCUUGAUUACAGACAGAUAUUUAGGAUACUACAAGUGUAUCCUGCUAUUGUUACUGCUAGCAGAGAGAGGAAACUGCGACCUAGAAUACAGUUUCUCAAGGAAUGUGGGUUGGAUUCGGAUGACAUCUUCAAGUUCUUGAUUAAAGCGCCCACGUUUCUAAGCACUUCGUUCCAUGUGAACAUUGCACAUAAGCUGGUUUUGCUAGUGAAGAUUGGGUAUAGGUACAGGAAAAAGGACUUCGCUGUGGCAAUUAGGUCUGCUACUAGGACAAACAGUGUGAACAUGCAGAUGGUGAUUGGUAUGUUCUUGAAUUAUGGGUUUUCAUGUGAAGAGAUCGUUGCCAUGAGCAAGAAGCAUCCACAGAUACUGCAGUAUAAUCACGCUUCUUUGGAGAUGAAGAUGGAGUACUUGAUAGAGGAAAUGGGGCGUGACAUUGAGGAGUUACUGCUUUUCCCUGCAUUCCUGGGGUACAAGUUUGAUGAUAGGAUUAAGCAUAGGUAUGAAGUGAAGAAGAAUGUUAGAGGAGCGGGAAUGUCGAUCAACAAGCUUUUAACGGUCUCUGAUGAGACAUUCGCUGGCAAACGUAAAAAGGCCCAUGCAUAG
Sphenostylis stenocarpa is the source of this 1191-nucleotide messenger RNA. NCBI's taxonomy places the organism in Eukaryota, Viridiplantae, Streptophyta, Magnoliopsida, Fabales, Fabaceae. The record is from the annotation of a GenBank genome assembly.